AUGGCUGAACUCGAUGCUCUUGAGGCCUUUUCCCCCCUCACUAAGGACAUAUUUCUUUCAUAUUACAAACCUUUCUCAAGCAGAACCAUUGUUUCUUGUCUGAAAGCUUUUCUUCUUCUUCUCUUAGCUCACAUGUCUCAACAGAUACAGAAAACAACUGCAAAUGGCAAAGAGAUGGUGUCCAAUCCCAAGCUGGAACCGGUUCAGGGGACCUUGAAUGUGGUGAUGAAGCAGAAUGUGACCCUCUCCUGCCUCUCUGAGCCUGCAUCCCCACCUGUCAGAUACACACUGUUCAAGCACAACCAGCAGGUAUCUGCUUUAAACAGGUCAGACUUGAGCCCUGCCCUGUUCACCCUGACCAUCAGCUCUGCCAGCGAUGUGGGGGAAUACAAGUGCAAAGCUGAGUAUAACAACUCCAGUGGUGGAAAAUACAGCAACAGCCUCACCUUCACCCUCUUAGAGCCAAUCUCCAAGCCAGUGCUGAGCUCCCCCACCUCUCAGGCAAAGAAAGGCCAGAACGUGACCCUGUCCUGCUUCUCGGAGAACGGAUCCCUCCCCAUCACCUAUCUAUUCUUCAAAGGAACACAAAACAUUUCUCCCCAAAAGACAAUGCAGAAGAGGAAAGCAGCUGUGAUUUUUCUAUUUAUCAAUUCCCUUAGUGACUUUGGAACCUAUAAAUGCAAAGCUAAUAACAGUUUUCCCAAUAUUACAAAAUACAGCAACGCUUUCAACUUUACAUUAGCAGCAGAAGAGAGAAGCCAUUCUCAGCCCCUGAUAAUUUCUCUUGGGCUGAUCCUGCUACUCCUUAUAAUAGGAUUUGCUCUGGCAAUUCCAUUUUUCCUAAUUCCUUUGUAUAAAGCAAAAAAAUUUAAGUCUUCCAGGCCCUCAACUGGCCUUAUUUCAAGAGUGAAUGCAGAGGAGUGUGAAAAUGAAGUCAUAUACUCAGAGAUUGAGCCUGUUACACCAGAAGAAGAAUACAUCAACUUCUCUGUUAUUAGAAGAGAAGAGGAAAAAGCAGGGAAGAGCCCAUGUGCUACAGUCUAUUCAAAGGUCCUCAUCAGAGACUGAGUACCAGGUAUGAUU
This is a messenger RNA of Melospiza georgiana, 1083 nucleotides long. It is a transcript of the gene MILR1, whose product is annotated as mast cell immunoglobulin like receptor 1. The coding region runs from base 1 to 1068 and encodes 355 amino acids. NCBI's taxonomy places the organism in Eukaryota, Metazoa, Chordata, Aves, Passeriformes, Passerellidae. Gene Ontology annotation, molecular function: transmembrane signaling receptor activity. The transcript has 8 exons. Gene Ontology annotation, biological process: cell surface receptor signaling pathway. The record is from RefSeq and is a predicted model, not a curated record.